Molecule: messenger RNA, 467 nt
Organism: Oncorhynchus keta (chum salmon)
Lineage: Eukaryota; Metazoa; Chordata; Actinopteri; Salmoniformes; Salmonidae
Product: profilin-3-like
Exons: 1
Coding region: 1-420 (139 amino acids)
Biological process (GO): actin cytoskeleton organization; regulation of actin filament polymerization; positive regulation of actin filament bundle assembly
Cellular component (GO): cytoplasm
Molecular function (GO): actin binding
Source: RefSeq, a predicted model, not a curated record
AUGGCAGAGUGGAGGGACUAUAUCAAAGCCACUCUGAAGGAGAAGUUUGUGGAGGACGUAGCCAUCGUUGGCCUGUACGACAACAAGGCCGUGUGGGCCUCCAAGCCUGGAGGUGUCCUGGCUGCCAUCUGCCCACCGGAGGUGGAGGCUCUGGUGGGCAAAGACAGAGGAAGUCUCCUGCAGGAGGGGGUCAGCGUUGGAGGUCGGAAGAUGGCAGUGAUACGAGACCAUAUGACAGGUCCUGAGACAGAGAUCCUAUUCAUUGACAUCCGGACCAAAGGCAGCGAGAGCUUGGCUCUCACGGUUGCCCCGACGACCAAGGCUCUGGUGUUUGUGAUGGGAAAACGAGGGGUGCAUGGCGGCAUAGUCAACAAGAAGGUGUGUGACAUGGCCAAGUACCUCCGCGAGAGGGGUGUGUGACAAUCUCCAUCCAUAUACUGGACCACUGUAUCAGCAGGCAGUGGAUG